AUGCUAACUUUUGUUGAUAGUUCUAUGGAUCCUAGAAUUUUUGAGGAUGAAAUGAGUGGACAACAAAUUAGCUACCACACACUUGAAUGUUUAACAGAAGAGUGCCGGCAAUGUGUUGGAAUGCUUCAAUAUAUACCUCCAACAACAAAAAUGGCACCAAUAGAACAAUUAAUUUCUGCUGGUGCCCCAAUGCGAGCAACAAUGCAAAGGGAGCAGUAUUACUCUGAGUUUGCUCACAAAGUUAAUCAGGCACUGCAUAUGAAUCAAGCUGCCGGUACAAACCCAAUUUCAUCUUUGUUCAGCAACAACGAAAUGGCUCAAAAACGGUCAUCCACAUCCUCUUCUUCCUCAACAUCAACAACAGCAAUACCAUUGAGAGAUGGAAAUGUUCCUCACCAUAAUUAUAACAAUUAUCACCCCUCAUCUCCUUCACAACAUCAUUAUUUUCCUCCAAAACCUCCUCAACAUUAUCCAAAUAAAUAUAGAAAUACAUAUUAUACACAACCUCAAAAUAAUAGAAGAUAUAAUAAUAUGAGAGUAGUUGAUAGGGAUAUUUAUCGAGAUAAUAGAAGGCAUGUUCGACAAACUAAAAAGGCAGAACGACCAGUAAUUGGUAAGGGAAAACAUUUUUGA
Meloidogyne enterolobii is the source of this 633-nucleotide messenger RNA. Lineage: Eukaryota; Metazoa; Nematoda; Chromadorea; Rhabditida; Meloidogynidae. The record is from the annotation of a GenBank genome assembly.